Messenger RNA from Morchella sextelata, 309 nucleotides. RefSeq lists its product as uncharacterized. The coding region runs from base 1 to 309 and encodes 102 amino acids. Lineage: Eukaryota; Fungi; Ascomycota; Pezizomycetes; Pezizales; Morchellaceae. The transcript has a single exon. The record is from RefSeq and is a predicted model, not a curated record.
AUGAGCGCUCCCCUUAAACACUUGUACCUCGAUCAUUUGUACCUCAACUUCGACAUCCUGAAAAAGUACCAACGCAACCUGCUCGCCCACCAGAAGCAUCUCACCGAGAACCUCGCAUGUAUGGCCCGCAGUGCCAGUCCCACUCUAACGGCUACCAAGGAGUCGCUAGCAGCGAAGCUGGAUAAGCUGGAGGCCCAGAUUAGCCAUGCGGAGGGGAAGGCCGUGAAGCUGGAGAAGCAGAUCUCGGAGGCGCUGGACGCGUAUAAGAAGAGCCGGGAUAGCGGUCCUCAGCCGGAGUCUGUACCGUAG